UUAUCCUACAUUAACAUUUCUGGCUAUACGUCAUCCAUGGAACCCUAGUGAAAUUAAAAUAAUUAAUAGAUCAUGCGACGGAUUCACAGUACCAGUCGCGACAGAAAUUCUAAGACGAAUUUCUAUUAAUCCCAGAAUGUCUCAAGCGAAUAUCACAGAACAAUCUAAUAGGAAGCAUUGGAUCUGGAAGCGACUUAGAGAGGCGGGAGAUUGUCCUUGGUGUCCCAAGGAAACUCAGGAUCUAGGGCAUUUCAGAAUGAAAUGCAGAAUUAGCAAGCAACUAUGGGAGCGGAGAUAUGAGUGGAUGGAACCACGCCAUUCCUCACAACCAUAG
Molecule: messenger RNA, 334 nt
Organism: Dentiscutata heterogama
Lineage: Eukaryota; Fungi; Glomeromycota; Glomeromycetes; Diversisporales; Gigasporaceae
Source: the annotation of a GenBank genome assembly